This is a messenger RNA of Hypanus sabinus (Atlantic stingray), 4481 nucleotides long. RefSeq names its product annexin A7-like. The record is from RefSeq and is a predicted model, not a curated record. Gene Ontology annotation, cellular component: cytoplasm. Lineage: Eukaryota; Metazoa; Chordata; Chondrichthyes; Myliobatiformes; Dasyatidae. Gene Ontology annotation, molecular function: calcium-dependent phospholipid binding; calcium ion binding. The transcript is spliced from 13 exons. Bases 324 to 2015 code for a protein of 563 amino acids.
UGACCACUGACCAACGGAGGGCCUUUCCUUCCUCACCCCGCAUUGCAGGGCUCUGUACUGGUCUGUUGUCCUGUUAGGAGUACUGGAUACCACACUGGCCCAGCGUUGCUACUCUGGGCCGUGCAGUGCCAGUGACUGUUCCGAGGGAGUUCCACUGCCCUCAUCGUAUGACACCGACCCUGCGUACAGGGUGUGCGGGCGGGGCGGCUGCGAUCUCGGAAGCCGGAAGUGUUGCAGUUGCCGAAGAGUGCGAAUCGAGAGCGGACACCAGAAGCUGUGGAAUCUUGACCAAGCAUCUUAGGCUUUGUGUCUAAUCAUUUAGCAUGGCAUACCCUGGCUACCCCCCAUCUGGCUAUCCAGCCUAUCCUCAAUCAGACGGGCAGCCUGCAUAUCCCCAGGGUGGUGGGCAGUACCCCUACCCAGCGGCUGGUGGUGGCGCCUACCCACCAGGAGCUGGUGGUGGAGCCUACCCGCCAGGGGUUGGUGGUGGUGCAUACCCGCCAGGGGCUGGGGGCUACCCAGCGGCACCAGGAGGAGGCUACCCAGGGGCACCUGACGGGAGCUACCCAGCGGCACCUGGCGGAGGAUACCCCCAGCCACCUGGUGGGAGCUACCCAGCGGCACCUGGCGGGGGCUACCCAGCAGCACCAGGAGGAGGCUACCCAGGGGCACCUGGCGGGAGCUACCCAGCGGCACCUGGCGGAGGAUACCCCCAGGCACCAGGUUGGCCCUCUCAGGGUGCUGGGGGCACGUACCCAGCGGCAGCUUCAGGGGGAUACCCUGCACCUCCAGGUAACCAACCCGGAUGGGGAGCUGGAGGAUCCGGAUACCCCUCCUAUCCAGCAGGUCCGGGCGGCACUGCUCCUGGAGCUGCUCCUGGCUACGGAGCCCCUGGCUAUGGCGGAUGUCCUCAGCCUGCUGGCCAAACCUACUCGGGAGGCGGGGCCCCACCUGCAGGUGGGUACCCGUCUGGACCAGUGCCUGGUGCAGGAGGUGUUCCAAGUGGCCCCAACCCAGCUCCUUCACAGCCUUCAAUGCCAAACAUCGGAGGCUUGUCAAUUGGAGGUGGGACACAGGGCACCGUCAAACCAGUUGCCAACUUCAAUGCGCAGAGCGACGCUGAAAUUCUGAGGCAAGCCAUGAAGGGAGCUGGGACCAAUGAACAGGCAAUUAUCGAUGUGGUUGCCAAUCGCUCCAAUGACCAAAGACAGAAGAUUAAGUUAGCAUUCAAGACCUUGUAUGGCAAAGAUUUGAUCAAAGACCUGAAAUCAGAACUUAGUGGAAACAUGGAGGAAAUCAUUAUCGCCCUGUUCAUGCCUACCACCUACUAUGAUGCUUGGAGUCUCAGGAAGGCAAUGGAGGGAGCUGGAACACAAGAUCGGGUGCUCAUUGAAAUCCUUUGUACAAGGAACAAUCAGGAGAUCCGUGAGAUUGUACGCUGUUAUAAGGAAGAGCUAGGAAGAAAUUUGGAGAAGGAUUUGAAGAAAGACACCAGUGGCCAUUUCAAGAGAUUGCUUAUCUCGAUGUCACAGGGCAACCGUGAUGAGACCCAGACGGUGGACAUGCAGAAAGCAACGGCAGACGCUGAGAAGCUGUUCCGUGCGGGGGAAGGGAAGCUGGGCACAGACGAGUCCACCUUCAACAUGAUUCUAGCGACCCGCAGCUUCCCCCAGCUCAAGGCGACCAUUCAGGAGUACGGGAGGCUGGCUAACCGUGAGUUGAUGAAGGCCAUUGACCGGGAGUUCUCAGGAGACGUCUGUGACGGGAUGCAGGCCAUUGUGCAAUGUGUUGUCAACCGUCCUGCCUUUUUUGCCGAGAAGCUCUACAAGUCCAUGAAGGGACUGGGAACCAGUGACUCCACUCUCAUCCGAGUCAUUGUCACUCGCAGUGAGAUCGACCUUGUCCAGAUCAAGCAGGCGUUUUGGGAGAAGUACCAGAAGACCCUGCGCAUGAUGGUGGAGAGCGACACCAGUGGAGACUACAAACGCAUGCUGCUUGCCAUCAUCGGGAACUAAACUUCAAAAACAGGAGCUUCUGGGUACCUCCAUGAAUCCAGUACUUGAAGGAGAAUUGAGACAAUAUUCCUUUUCACUAUCAUACACAUUACAAAUUUAUACUUGAGUCAAAAAUCUUAACUACUUAAGGUGGCAUUUAUUUUACCCCACACACAAAACGAUGGAGGAACUGAGAAGAGGAUCAGCAGCUCCUGCCUACCCGUUCAUUCACCCAAACACUUCCCACCAAGAGCCACCCAUGUUAAUACUAGAAAAAGAUCUGCUGUUGAAAUGAGAUCCUAGGAUACCGUUAGGAACUUAUUAGAAAAUCAUUCCAAUUUCCUAUCUCGGCCCAAUGGAAGAUGAUCAGACAGCAGAUACUGAGGAAUGAUUGUGCCAUUCACUGAUCAGUUUAAUGAUUUGGUUUAAAUUGAUUGUGCUAAAGUUCACAUUUUGCUAGAGGCAUAGUCAUAGAACACGAGAGCACAGAAAUAGGCACUUUGACCCAUGCUGACCUCUGCCUAGUCCCAUUAAUCAGCACCCAGACCAUGCCCCUCCCAUUCGUGCAUAAUCCAAGCUUCUCUUAAAUGUUGAAAUUGAACCCACUUGCACUGGCAGCUCUGCCCUCUGAGUGAAGUUCCCCUUCAUUUUUGCCUUAACCAUGUCACCUUUCACCCCUAACCCAUGAACUCUAGUUGCAGUCUCACCCAGCCUCAGUGAAAAAAGCCUGCUUGUUUUUACCUAUUGUACAAAUAGUCCCAAGAGCCAUUGUUAAUCCAGUUUUCUAAACCUGCAGAGUUUCAUCCUUUCCUCAUCUUGUGCUGUUACACCACAGAUACCCAGUACAAGAAAGAUUUUCUGCUUUUGCAUUGAGUGUAGUGUUAUUUUUAAUUGAAUUGACUCGGUUCUGGUCCUGAUGAGAAGAAAUAUUGUCUGGUCUCUGUAAAGUUACAAUAUUUAAAGUUAGGAUUCUGCCCCAGGAGUUCAUUGUAUUUGUUUAAAGUUACUGCAUAAUUGUUUUGAAACCUGUGACCCUACAAUCUAAAUGUUGAAAGGUUGCAGCUGUUCCCCCUGAAAUAGUUAAUGCCUGACACAUGUGUGUGUUCCCUCCAAAGUGAGUAGUGUGAUCCUAACUGGUCUGGGAGAAAGUGAACUCCUUAGGUCAAAAGGUUCCUUUCACCCAAAUCAUCCGCUGAGAUUAUGUGUAAGAGAGAACUGCUCAUGUUUUAUCAGAUUCUCUCUGAGAAACAAUCUGGUAACAAUCCAAGGGCAUUCAAUCUACUGCUUUUGCUCCACACACUCUCUGCAACCUGAUCACCUCAAGUAGGGUGAUCUGAUGAAUUAUAUCCAAAGCCAUAUAUUCCCCUGCUAAAAUUAACGUACCGUAUAUUCAGUGCCUGCUUGUGUGCCUUGCAAAACAAAAGCAAAUUAUUUUUAUAUAUAUUUGUAGUGUAGAAAAAAAGAACUAUUAACCGUGUCUCUGCACUUUGGUUGUGAUUGCAACUGUAUUUCAGUGAAGUGAGCUCAUUUGUUGGUCCUGCUUAACAAAUUUGCCAUGAAUUAAUAUUUUUCUUUAAACUGAUUAAUAUUUAUAAAUUUCCAUAAGUCACUUGUGAAGUUUCUGGUCCUCAUUUUAGUUUUAAUUCUUCCAUUUAUUGUUUGACUUGGGAUCACCACAGCCUGAGCAGUGAUCAGUUAUUACCGAGGUAAUAAAAUUUCACACACCUGGCCCUCACACUGCUGCCGCCACCCUCCCCCCUCCCUACACCUGGACAACAGCUCUGGGCUCAGACAACUGUAAUGAAAAGUCUCCGUGAACCAAAGUGGAUAUUCUGUGCAGGGCCCUGAGCUCUGUCCCAGGUAGUAAAGAUUAUGAAAGAAACUGAGCUACAAAGUCUGCUGUAAUCAGCAAACACUACUCACUGGCUAAGAGAACAAGCUGUUCUGUUCUUGUGUGAAGUGCAUGUACAACUCUAGACUGCUCCAUAGACAGCAGACUCCCUGCUGAGCUGUCCUGUUCACCAUGAAGAAAGCUGUAACACCAACCACCACCACCCCAAGCCAAGGAAAUGACACUGGAGUUCAGGAUCAUUUCCACUGACCUCCACUGGCAAUCAUGUGUAUGCUUGGUGAGGGUAGAGCUUCACAGAGAGCUGAUUCGGUCUGUGGUAGAAGUGUCAAUGUUAGGAAGUUAAGCCCACAUUCCUGAAGCUUACAGCAGCCAAAACUGGCAGCUCAUUAAAUAUGUACAACAUAUCAUCUCAGUUCAUUGUCCAAGUUUAUUGAAUUGUUAUAAUUAUGUACUAACUUUGACAGUGACAAUUAUGCAUGUUUGUUUAGAAAAAAAAUCACAUUGGUUAAAAAAACAGUGGAAUCAUUGUAAAUGGUGCAGUAAUGAGAAGCACUUGAAGAAUUUCCAUGGUUUCCCUUAAGUUGUUCCUUGGAGUAUUUUGCCAAUAAUUACAUAAAUAAAAAAAUAUUAUUGGA